This is a messenger RNA of Galdieria sulphuraria, 440 nucleotides long. RefSeq lists its product as uncharacterized. The record is from RefSeq and is a predicted model, not a curated record. The coding region runs from base 52 to 411 and encodes 119 amino acids. Lineage: Eukaryota; Rhodophyta; Bangiophyceae; Galdieriales; Galdieriaceae. The transcript has 3 exons.
UUCAAUAUACUUAUUUGUCAUCACACUAUUUUAUGGAUUCUUGUUAACAAGAUGAAGGAAAGCAACGAGUUAUUUCAGGCCUUGACAAAAGUUGUGAGAUAUUUGUCUUUUGACAAGAAUGUAAGAGAAGAAACCCAGUUUUUAAGAAAAGUUUGUGAGGGACAAGUCGAAGAUGGUGCUCGAGGACUGGAGUUUGGUUCUUCGGUGUCAAGUGAGACGUUCUGUCACUUAGUGAAGGACUGGAAAACUUUGGUGAAAGCAGUACAAGAAUAUCAAGAGGUGUUGAAAGCCAACAAUAUAGGAGUGGAAAAUAACGAACGCCAAAGAAUAGAACAAAGUGCACGAAGAGUUGGACUCGAGGUUCCGAUUGGGUUUGACAAUGACAAAGAAAGUGACUUCAAAAAGGACUGAAAAUUUCAAUGUUUUGGAUUUAUUUCGCA